Messenger RNA from Nematocida major, 2394 nucleotides. RefSeq lists its product as uncharacterized. NCBI's taxonomy places the organism in Eukaryota, Fungi, Microsporidia. The transcript has a single exon. Bases 1 to 2394 code for a protein of 797 amino acids. The record is from RefSeq and is a predicted model, not a curated record.
AUGGCGUGUAGCAAAAAGGGGAGUCUUUCUUGCAUAGACAAAAGCGCCAAAACAGAGGGCAAAAAGCACAGCGAAGAGUGCGAAAAGGAAAACAGCAGCCCGUUUCCCGGGGCAUUCAGCGGAGUGUGCAGUGGCUUUGCCAUUAAAAUGCGGGAGUAUACGCUGCGGGCAAAGGCAACAGACGAAGUUCUUUUAAAAAGCAUAACGUGCAAAAUACCAAAGGGAAAACUUACGCUUUUAAUUGGAGACUCGCAGGAGAGAAGGGAAACCCUUCUAAACGUGCUCUCAGGACAGCCAAUGCCCGGGCACGGGAAGGAGCGCGGACGCAUAAAAGUGCAAAAUGCGUUCGGGGAGCUGGAAAGGCGAGACGCUGCCGCGUGGAUGAAAAGGACGAACUACUCGAGGCCUGCAAGCCCGCAGAUGUACGACGCGAUGACCCCGCGGGAGGUGCUUAUGUUCGUGGCAACGGUGAGGGAGCGCCCAAAAAGUGCUGUGGACGAGGCCCUCCAUUUUACGGGGCUAGCUCCAAUCGCAGACGUGCAGAUACAGCACUUAGCAGAGGAGAUGGACAGCGUCCUCGACGUAGUUAUGCUGGGAGCAGGCAUGCUCACUGAAAAUGAAGUGAAUACGUGGAACAUCAAGGAGACAAGAAACCCGUGCUUUUUUGACGACGAGAAGCUCCUGCAGAGAAUUCGGGAGAACAAAAAGACGAACAUUCUCGUGCUGGAGAGAGACUUGCCAGAAAGCAUUUUGGCCUUAGCGGACUGGAUCGUGUUUAUGCACAAGUCAGCGGUGGUGUACUGCGGCCCGUGUGCAAAGAUGGAAAAGCAUCUAAGAAGGCGUGGAAUGGCAUUCUCCAAAAAGCCCUUUUCAGACUUUAUCCUAGGGGCAAACACGGGAAGACUGCAGGAUAUUCUGGGCAGGGAAGACCGAAAAGUCCUUGAAAGUUUCCUCGAAGGGACAGGCCGAGUCAGGCACUGGAGCAGCUGUACGCCCACAAAAAGCGUCUUCGUGAGGCCGGACAGGUUCAACUUUUCAACGGUUAAGGCCCUGAUGAAAAGGUCGGCCUUGCUUGAGCGGAGGUUUCGAUUCCCCGUGUUUCUCGCCAGAGUGCUUAUAUACUGCGCUGUCUGCGCGCUCUCUGUGGGCCUUAUUUUCUUCUCCUGGGAGACUCUGGACUUUACGGACAUCCACAGCAGCCCCAUCGUGACAAAGUCCGCAGAAAUCCCGAAGUUCCCAAGGAGAGUCCCGGAGUUUGGCAACUUCCCAGCGCUGAAAGAGGGCAUUUCUGCUCUGAUUCGGGCUGCAAGAACUGUCAGGUGGAGCAUCUCUGCGUGCUUUCUCUUCUGGUACUACAUGAUAUUCCUGUACUUUGCAAGCGUGUGCAUUUCCCCGUGUGCCCUGCACUCUGCAAGCGUGGAGAUGUGCAAGCUCGAGAUUCGGUCGGGAAUGUACAAUGCAGCAGAGUUUAUUGCUGCCCUUGUCUUGGAGAUUCUCGUGAAAAACAUUCUUGUCCCGUGCAUCCUCCAGGCCGUGUGCUUCUGCACCACCAACUACUUCAUCACGCGCGAAACUGCAUUUAUGGGCCUUAUUAGCUACACGUACUUUGACUACUUCGUGGCAUUCCUCUGCAGCAACUUUGUCUUUGGGAUGUACGUGGUUCUCAUACACCUUAUAUCCUUUAAAGCGCUAUUCUCCAGGGUAAACACGUGCGCACUCGUUUUGGUGCCACUUGCUGCUCUGGGGGUGGAGGCAAUUCUCUUCCCCAUGAGAAGGACGGAAGUUGCAGUGGAUGCCAGACUGCACGGGGUUUGGAGGAUUCUUUUCAACAACAUGCGCAAUGAAAAGAACGUUUUGGAGCGCAAGUACGCGAAGGAAAUGACAGCUCUUCUGAAAAGGCCGUACCUUCUUUACGCGUUUAAAAGGUUCCGAAUGCGGGACUUUCUGGUGCGCCCCAUCAGCUGGUUCUCCUUCAGGAAUAUGCCGGAGUGGGGGGCCUUUUUCGGGGCUAUAGUGAGCAUUGCCGGAGACUGCACACACUGCCUGUACAGGUACGGGCCCUCCGUUGUCUUUGAUGAGGUUCUCUAUAAAAUCGGGUACUACAGAGAAUACUUUUCCAUGGGGGGUAGUGAAGCUCUCACGUGCACAAAUAAUUCUCUGGCCGAAAAAAUAUCCGAGGAGAUCCAGGAGAGAAACAAGAUCCCAGGGCUCUUCAUGCACUUCUACCCGCUUAUCUACUGCACAGACCCGGGGAGCUCCACCCUUUCCUUUGCCUCCUUCACAAAAACAGGCUUCUUCGGAAUUCUCUUCACGAUAAUACGGUGCAGCCUGCUCCCUGGACUCCUCCUGUGCGUGUUUUUGCUGCUCUCGUAUACCUCUAUGCAGCCUGGAUAA